Rhagoletis pomonella (apple maggot) is the source of this 3114-nucleotide messenger RNA. RefSeq names its product spermine oxidase. The transcript is spliced from 2 exons. The record is from RefSeq and is a predicted model, not a curated record. Bases 479 to 2008 code for a protein of 509 amino acids. NCBI's taxonomy places the organism in Eukaryota, Metazoa, Arthropoda, Insecta, Diptera, Tephritidae. Gene Ontology annotation, molecular function: polyamine oxidase activity.
AUCAUCGAUUCAAAUUUUUUAAGCCCUUUUACAAGAUAAUAAAUAAAAUGCACUUCAAAUACGACAACAAAAAACUCUCAAAAAUAACCGAAAUUCUUGUAUUCCCUCGAUUCGUUGAACAUUUUCUUUAACAUUUUUGGCUCUAUUCGUUUCCGCUGUUAAUUCGUCGCCGCCAUACUCAGCAGACGGCGCUGAAGAGUGCCAGUAACAGCAGAGAAUAGCAAGAAAAAUUCUCUGGUACGGCAGAGUAAUGCCAGCAACAGAAAAGCGUGCUUCGGUGUCUGCGGAAACGUGUUCAUUUGAUUAAAGUUUUUCUGCUUACUUAUAAAAAUUAAUAAUUCAUGUGAACAAAUUGAAAGUUUAUAAACACAAAUAGUAAUUUAGAAAAGUGCAAGUAACGCGGGUUUUGAAAUAAACCUCUACCACGCUUCCACCUGCAAUUGUUGCCGCCUGCAGAGCUCUCAUCAACCCGUAGGUAAUGACUAGCAGUACGAGUCCCAGAAUUGUGAUUAUCGGCGCAGGUGUUUCUGGAAUUUCCUGUGCUGUUCGACUACUGGACUUCGGUUUUCAAAAUGUGCUGCUACUAGAAGCUGAACCGCGCAUUGGCGGGCGGGUGCACACCAUACCGUUUGGCGAAAACGUCAUUGAUUUGGGAGCGCAAUGGUGUCAUGGCGAAAAGGAUAAUAUUAUCUACGAGUUGGCAAAUAAACAUAAGCUACUGGAAUCGACGGGGGAUGUUUAUGAAAAUUAUAAGUGCAUCCGCUCAAAUCGAGAGGUAGUUUGUGAAAGUAUUAGUCAGCGGCUGAAAGAUAUCGUCAACGAUAGUUUAGUGACACGACAAAUGGAAUUACGGAACUGUAAUGGUUCAUUGGGCAGCUACUUAACUAAUAAAUUCUAUGAGGCUUUACGUAGACCAGAAAACUCUGAUAUCGACAUGGCGAUAGCGAAAGAGUUCUUUGAGAAUUAUCAAAAAUUCGAAAACUCAGUGGAGGCCUCAGAUUCGUUAGAUGAGGUGUCGGGUCGUGGCUAUUUGGAAUACUGGGAAUGCGAAGGCGAUAUUUUACUAAAUUGGAAGGAUAAAGGAUUCAUUGAAUUUCUACGUUUGAUAACAAAAGCGCGCGAGUUGGGUAAUGAGUUGGGCGUGCUGGAAAAACGCGUGCUGCUGGGGCGAAGCGUAACGCAAAUACGCUGGAAUCGCAAUGAUUGCUGUGUGGACAUUAAGUGCAAUAAUGGCGAAGUGAUUAUUGCCGAUCAUGUCAUACUCACCGUGUCGCUGGGUGUGCUCAAGGAACAGCACACAACACUGUUCGAACCAAAGUUACCAGUGGAGAAGCAACGUGCCAUCGACGGUCUGGCCUUUGGCACUGUGAAUAAGAUUUUUAUGGAAUUUCCCGAGAAAUUUUGGCCUAAUGACUGGACUGGUUUCACGCUGUUGUGGCGCGAGGAGGAUAUCAAUGAAAUACGCGGCACUUCACGCGCUUGGCUUGAGGACGUAUUCGGUUUCUAUUGCGUUAGCUAUCAGCCAAAGAUACUAAGCGGCUGGAUAAUCGGCGCCAAUGGACGUCAUAUGGAGACUUUACCGGAGGAUGAGGUGCUUUCGGGUUGCAUGUAUUUAUUUCGUAAGUUCCUAGAAUGGGACAUACCCAAUCCGAGUAACUUCAAGACAUCAGCCUGGCAUACGAAUGCCAACUUCCGUGGCUCUUACUCAUUUCGCUCCAUGUACACCGAAGAGGUGGGCACAAGCGCACGCGAAUUAGCGCAACCGCUCACCGUCGUUACGAGCCCGCCGCUAAGUAAUGGCGGUGAGUCGAACGCGAAUCCACUCUAUCCACAAACACGUUGUGAUAAACCGAUCGUACAAUUUGCCGGUGAAGCGACCAGCGAUCACUACUAUUCCACGGUACAUGGCGCAGUGGAGGCGGGCUGGCGUGAAGCGAAGCGUUUGGCGGAUUUCUACGGCAUGCCGCGAAAUGGCACAAAAGAGCCGAAAACGAAGGCACAAUUAUAACAGUUUUAGGACUUUGAACGCCAGCUAAGAGUGAUUUGAGAAGGAGUAUGUACGAAAGUACCCACAACUCAUAAAUGACUCUCUGCAGUUCUGUAGGCUUUCAAAGUCCUGAAUAUGCAAAUUGAAAAAUAUAAAUCUAUAAAGUUUUCCGAUGUAUAUCCCCCGCUUAAAAUAUUUAAAUAAGUAAUUGCUAUUUACUAAAGACAUGCUUGCAUUAGGCGGUAAUUUUGAAACACAAUUAAGCUUCCGAUAUAUUAUAAAUAAUUUAAAUUAAACACUAAUUACUGAUCUUUCAAAGACUCGCUAACUUCCAGAGUGUCAUUACAAUAUUUAAAGUAACACAAUAUGGAGUCCAUAACUACAUGUGAGGUCUUGAGAGCUAGGUUAGCCUAACUGACAUAAAAAAAAGUUACAGCAUAAAUUGCAUUACUAGAAUCGUAAGGGUAACAGCUCGAGGCACGUUCUUUCCUUUUGCUUUUACUAUCUUUGCAAGCAUCACAUAGGUGCAACGAACUUCUCAGUAAAAGAACAGAUGUAUUUUUCAUAGAUCCUGCUUUCACAUAUGUAUUAAAAAAAAAAUUGUUAGUAGAUAUGCUCCUCUGGCUCUUAUGGUCUCAUAUAAACUUGCUCAAAAUAUUAACAAGAAAAAAACUACCAUACUAUUUCGAAAUAUGUAAUACAAAAAUUUUGCGCCAAUUGAUAUAUGUACAUUAGACCGAACCACCUUAUCAGUAAACAAAACAAAAUUUCGCCGUACACUCCUGAGUCUAUAGUACACAUUUAGGCAAGAUAACGUCGAACAAAACUCGUUAUUUUUUAGGCCGAAUCUUGGGUUACACCUACAUACACUUGGCAAUUUUUUAAUUUAAAGUUCUACUGGAAAAAUUAAAGUACUUCCUUUGCAAAAGUUUAAUGAUUUUUGAAUAGUUUUAAUUUUCUGACACUGGGGGUUCUACGUUAGGGUGGUAGGAACUGAGAUGGGGUGGGUAAGUACUAGCACUGGAUACUUGAGGUCAACUCUGGAACAAAAAUUGUAUCCCAGGGAGAAAAGCAUCGACAUACAUACAUAUGAACCAUACUUCAAGAUCUAACUGUAAAUGCCGUAG